Molecule: messenger RNA, 1497 nt
Organism: Cordyceps fumosorosea ARSEF 2679
Lineage: Eukaryota; Fungi; Ascomycota; Sordariomycetes; Hypocreales; Cordycipitaceae
Product: C6 zinc finger domain protein
Exons: 4
Coding region: 1-1497 (498 amino acids)
Biological process (GO): regulation of DNA-templated transcription
Molecular function (GO): DNA-binding transcription factor activity, RNA polymerase II-specific; zinc ion binding
Source: RefSeq, a predicted model, not a curated record
AUGUCCGACAGCCAAAAUGGCCUGACUCCCAGUCCUCCAACCUCUGGCAGCGCCGAUUCCAGUCCCACCGAACAGACACGCCCCCGUCGCAAACGCUGGGCUCCCAAGGUCAAGACGGGCUGCAUCACAUGCCGUGUUCGUCGUGUCAAGUGCGAUGAGACGAAGCCGCAUUGCAAGCGCUGCACUGCCUACGGGUAUGUUUGCGACGGCUACGCAACAACCCCAGGCCUCCCAGUCUCCGCUGCCCACCAAAACCACAACACCGUCCGCAAAAGCGCUGCCGGGUUCGACCCUCUUCAUGUCGUCCUGGACGGGCGAGUAGCGCCUCCUGAGUGGGAUUUUAUGGAAUCCUGUCGAUACUAUAUCGAAGCCAUACUGCCUAUGCGCCAGCGCGACCUUGAUUAUGCUCAGCAAGGUGCCAUAAACCUGUCCACUCGCAACCGCCCAGCAUUCCUUCUAGCCAUGACAGCCCAUCGCAUUGGCCUCAUAAGCAAUGCCAUUGAUACACUACCCCAUCCUUCCCAAAUGACUUCCAUUGCGCCUCUCUGGAGCAAACUUCACUCCUACAUGGUCCACAGUAUUCAGGAAAUCAACACCUACAUAGAAGGCAGAUCUGCCUUUACCAAGGUCCAGGCCCUCCUCCGUAUCAGCGACCUGCUGAGCGUUGAGCUCACCCUCCUUGGCACCGCCUGGCGAGCUCACAACUCCGGGUUCCUGACCCUUCUCGACAGCUGCAACAAGGCCCAGAUAAAUCUGCCUUCAUCUCCAAUUAUGGCGACAAUCACACAAUUCCAGAUCGCCGUCGCCGUAGUUGCCAACACGACAAGUCCGGCUUCCAACCAGAUUCACGAGCUUGACUUCUACACUCUAGAGGAGAUAGCCAACUACUUUUCUGUCCAAAUAUAUGCAGAGCUGCCUUGCCCGACCGAGCUCUUUCUGGAAAUGAUGCGCAUCACGAAACUGCGCCGGCUGGCCAUGACUUCACGCAACUACUUCGACGCCAUUACCCCAGCCCUAGACGCCAUUUUAGCACGCAUCCAUGCCUUUGAUCCCGAAACAUGGGACGAGCCCUAUCAUGUUCCUGACCAGCCCGAGUUUUUGCUGAUGGCGCGCGUCUUCAAGUGCUCGAUUGCACUGUAUGCCAACCUGUCGUUGCCCCCGCCAACGUCGCAGUCAACACCCGAGGUCCUGAAAUCUUGGGCUUCGCGCAGAAUUGCGCUCCGCGAGGAGUUGCUUCAGCUGAUGCGCGAGUCGUUUGCCAUCUUGCCGUCAAAGGCCGCACUGUGCUGGCCUGUGGCCGUUGCCGGCGUAGCGGUUGCAGAUGGAUCCGAGGAGGAUAAGGUGUUUAUUGUAUCAACCUUCCAGACCGAGCAAGACAAAGUACCCGAGUGUUGGUACGUACCCAAGUUCUACAUCGAGAAGCUGCGCGGAUUCUGGGCGUCGGGCAAGCUUGGCUGGGAAGACUGCUGGGAUGAACCUUUUGCACCCAUGGCAUAG